Messenger RNA from Rhineura floridana, 6875 nucleotides. It is a transcript of the gene LLGL1, whose product is annotated as LLGL scribble cell polarity complex component 1. The coding region runs from base 272 to 3568 and encodes 1098 amino acids. The record is from RefSeq and is a predicted model, not a curated record. Gene Ontology annotation, biological process: establishment of spindle orientation; regulation of protein secretion; regulation of establishment or maintenance of cell polarity. The transcript has 23 exons. Gene Ontology annotation, molecular function: GTPase activator activity; myosin II binding. NCBI's taxonomy places the organism in Eukaryota, Metazoa, Chordata, Lepidosauria, Squamata, Rhineuridae. Gene Ontology annotation, cellular component: plasma membrane; cytoplasm; cortical actin cytoskeleton.
AAAACAACAACUACAUUUCCCGGCAGGCGUUGGCCCCCAGACGCAGGCGCAGAGAGGAGCUGGGGCGCAGCUGGAAAGGAGCGCCCGGCCUGUCCUCCCCCUCUCUCUUUCUCUGGGUCUUUCUCUGUCCCUCGCCAGCCCAUUGUCUGGCCGAGCCAUCCCCGGGGGCUCGCUGAUUGGUUGGGCGGGCCGUCACUCCGCCGCCCCGCUCUUCUCUCCCUCGCCCUCCCGGGCCAGCCCGCUGCGCUCUUUGCAAGCUGGGCGCCUCUGGAUGCGGAGGGCGCCGCCGCCGCCUCUUCCCCCUCCUCCUCUUCCCCCUCCUCCGCUGCAUGGGGGAAGCGCCCCCCGCGCCACACCGCUGCCCGCUCGGCCUCCGGCUCCAGCAGCUCCGGGCAAGAUGAUGAAGUUUCGGUUCCGCCGCCAGGGCCACGACCCCCAGCGGGAGAAGAUCAAGCAGGACCUCUUCGCCUUCAACAAGACUGUGGAGCAUGGAUUCCCCAACCAGCCCAGCUCCUUGGCCUUCGAUCCCAAGCUACGAAUCAUGGCCAUUGGCACCAAAUCGGGAGCCGUGAAAAUAUAUGGAGCUCCUGGUGUGGAAUUCACAGGCCUGCAUAGGGAAACAGCAACUGUCACUCAGAUGCACUUUCUACCUGGACAGGGCCGGCUGCUGUCUCUCUUGGAUGACAACACCCUCCACCUUUGGGAGAUCUACCAGAGAGAUGGCUACUCUCACUUGGAAGAGACCCACAGCUUUGUUGUUCCCGGACGCCCAGGGUUCGACACCGCUAACUCCCCUCCCAGCAUCACCCGGGUGACGGUGAUCCUGCUGCGGUCGACCUGCGACGUGGCCUACCUCGGCACGGAGGGAGGUGGCGUCUACUUCCUAGAACUUCCCAGCUUAACGCUGCAGGAGGACCGGACUCUGUACCAAGACGAAGUCCUGCAGAGAGUCCCAGAAGAGUACCGUUGUGGGAAGGCUCUUGGUCCAGUGGAAUCUCUGCAGGAACACCCUCGGGACCCUGCCAGAGUAUUGAUCGGUUAUAGCAGAGGGCUGAUGGUUCUGUGGAAUAAAAGCACGAGAGACGUUGAGCAUCUCUUCUUGGGCAACCAGCAGCUGGAAAGUCUCGGUUGGGAGCGGAGUGGGCGGACCAUUGUGAGCUCUCACAGCGACGGAGGCUAUGCAGUGUGGCCAGUGACGGGCAGCUCCCCAAAGACCCUGCAGCCAGCCACCUCCACUAUUCCUUAUGGUCCAUUCCCGUGCAAAGCUAUCAACAAGAUUGUGUGGCUAACGUGUGAAUCAGGAGAUCACUACAUCAUCUUCAGUGGUGGGAUGCCCCGGGCAAGUUACGGGGACAGGCACUGCGUCACCAUCCUCCAAGGACAGACCUUGGUAACGCUGGACUUCACAUCGCGUGUGAUCGACUUCUUUACAGUGUAUAACACAGAGGUAGAGGAGGAAUUUGACAAUCCAACUGCCUUGGUGGUGCUGGUGGAAGAGGAGCUGGUGGUGAUCGACCUGCAGACGCCGGGUUGGCCGACGAUUCCUGCCCCCUACCUGGCCCCGCUCCAUUCCUCUGCCAUCACCUGCUCUUAUCACAUCUCCAACGUCCCCCUCAAGCUGUGGGAGAGGAUCAUCAGUGCGGGAGAGCACCAGAGCCCGCGGCUGUCCUUUGUGAACUGGCCCAUCAACGGAGGAAGAAACCUGGCCCAGGAACCAACGCAGCGGGGAAUUCUCUUGACAGGCCAUGAAGAUGGCACAGUCCGGUUCUGGGACGCUUCAGGAGUCUCUCUCAAGCCAUUGUACAAGUUGGGGACAGCCAAUAUUUUCCAGACGGACUGUGAACACAACGAUAGCUUGAACCAGACCUGCGAGGAGGAUUGGCCGCCUUUCCGGAAGGUUGGCUGCUUUGACCCUUACAGCGACGACCCCAGGCUGGGAAUCCAGAAGAUUGCUCUGUGCAAAUACACGGCUAAGAUGGUGGUGGCUGGCACAGCGGGGCAGGUGCUGGUGAUGGAGCUUGGUGAUGAGAAGUCAGAGCACAUGAUCAACGUUGCCGUGGUCGACCUCCUCCAGGACCGCGAAGGCUUCACGUGGAAGGGCCACGACCGUCUCUCCCCCAAGAACGGCUCUCUCUCCUUUGCCCCCGGCUUCCAACCCAGCGCCCUUGUCCAGUGCAUGCCUCCUGCGGCGGUCACGGCGGUCACGCUCCACUCCGAGUGGAACCUGGUGGCUUUUGGUACUAGCCAUGGCUUUGGGCUGUACGAUUACUACAGGAGGAACUCCGUGCUGGCCAGGUGCACGUUACAUCCCAAUGACUCCCUAGCCAUGGAGGGGCCUCUGUCCCGCGUAAAGUCCCUGAAGAAGUCGCUCCGGCAGUCCUUCCGCAGGAUCCGCAAGAGCAGGGUGUCCGGCAAGAAGAGGGUCAACACCAGCAGCCCCUCGAGCAAGGUACAGGAGGCAAAUGCACAGCUGGCUGAGCAACCUGGUCCCCACGAGGUGGAGAUGACCCCCGUCCAGCGGCGAAUUGAACCCCGGUCAGCAGACGACUCGCUGUCGGGAGUCGUGCGCUGCCUCUACUUCGCUGAUACCUUCCUCCGAGAUGCUGCACAUCAUGGGCCCACCAUGUGGGCCGGCACAAACUCUGGCUCAGUGUUUGCCUACGCCCUGGAAGUCCCUUCGCAGGAGAAGUUCUCGGAGCGCUCUGUGGAGGCGGUCUUGGGCAAGGAGAUUCAGCUCAUGCACAGGGCGCCAGUGGUAUCGAUUGCCGUCCUAGAUGGCCGGGGGAACCCUCUGCCGGAACCGUACGAAGUCUCGCGGGACCUGGCCAAAGCCCCCGACGUGCAAGGCAGUCAUUCGGUGCUCAUCGCUUCAGAAGAGCAGUUCAAGGUGUUCACGCUGCCCAAAGUUAGUGCCAAAACCAAGUUCAAGCUGACGGCCCACGAGGGCUGCCGAGUACGGAAGGUGGGGCUGGUGAACUUUGUCAGCGUGGCAUGUGAGGAUUACACGGAGAACUGCCUGGCCUGCCUCACCAACUUGGGGGACAUCCACGUCUUCACAGUGCCAGGUCUGAGGCCGCAGGUACACUAUGACUGCAUCCGGAAGGAAGACAUCAGCGGGAUCGCCUCUUGUAUCUUCACCAAACAUGGCCAAGGCUUCUAUCUGAUCUCUCCGUCAGAGUUUGAGCGAUUCUCCCUGAGCACCAGGAAUAUUACAGAGCCCCUGUGCGUGCUGGACACAAGCCGUGUGCAUGACUCCACCUGUCUCGGGAACAACUUCACAGCAAUGCCAAAACUGAACCAGGCCAAUGGGAUGCAUGCCCUGCAAGGAUCCUCGGAGGCCAACCAUUCCCUGGCCAGCAGCGAUCGGUCUCCUGAUGAACACCAGGCUUCCUUCUCUGUGACGCCGGUUGACUCGCCCAACAACAGCAUUGACACCCCUCUCGACACCACUGGAGACAUCACCGCUGAGGAAGUGAAGGACUACUUGGCCCCAUUGGAAGAAGCAGAGAGAAAUCUGAGGAACAUAAGUGAGGAUGAGGCUCGGUCCCCAGGGAUCCUGAUCAAAUGAGAGACCACUGCCAGUCCUGUUGGCCUGUUUUGGCGCUUGAAACCCCAUGGGCAAAAGACUUUUGACUGUUUUGUGAUGGACUAUUGGCCUUUCGUGUUCCUCCUCCUUCCAGAGACCCUAUUCUGCAUUUUUGGAUUUUCUUUUUUUGUACAAAGGAUCAUAACUUUUUCUACUGUGUGGCCUGGAAGUUGACACCUGGGAUCUUCUCCCUGCCAUCUCUUCCUCCUACAAGUUUGCAUCAUCAACUUCUUCUUUUUUUAACAAAGAAAAAAAGUGCCAUCCUCUUUUACAGGACCAAAUUGUGUCUUCUCUUCCGUUGCACAAAAAAACAAAAACAAACCAACACUAAAACUCUUACAUCUUUUUUUAAAAAAGUGAAGACACAAAGUGGGCAUGUGGGAGAUACCACGUGUGGCGUCAGGAUCCCACUCAGCCCCUCUUGGCUGAGCUAUCGGCAUCAAACGUUAUGUGGAAAAGGGACUUUUUUUCUAUGUAGAUAAAGACUUGAUGGAUUGUUGCGUUUCUCUGGCUGGUACACCUGACAACUCCCUGAAACCUCAUGGAACUGGCUGGCUGAUUUGCUCUCGGUGGGGAUGUUUACAUAUGUUCAGACUGUCCUUCUCUGUCGCAGCUCUGUCUCUAUCUCGGCCUCUGGCAAACUCCUGGAUCUGCUGGCUUGCAAGCUGAGAAAAUCAGGGCUUGAUUGGAUGACAGACACCUAUCACUCGCCUGCUGUUAGCGGGCUUGCCGAAAAGCCUGACUUGAAGAAAUUCUUUUGUAAUACUGGUGGGAAGUUAUUUUUUUGGCACAGAGGGAACAUUUGGCUGGCUGGACUGAAGGAUUUUCUUUGAGCAGUGUGGUUGUACAAAAAUCUUGAGUGUGUGUUUUUCCCAAGAGGUAGGUUUUUUGAGCAACGGGAGACAACAGAUCUGCAAGAAAAUCCAUAAUCUAAGUAGUAAUAAUCUUCCCUCGGUGUGGAUUAAGGUCUAGCCAGCCACUAAGAGUGCUGUUUUUUUACUGCUGUGAGGCUACAAGCUUUGCACAGAAGAAGAAAAUGUCCAAGAGAACUUACUGUGUGCCCUUUUUGCUGGAUUCCCUUGAUCCUUCUUUUUGGGAGAGGAAGGAAGUGCAAUGAGGGGACUUUAAGAGUUUCCCAAAAAAUUCUAAAGUAAAUGUAUUUUUUCCUUCCUAUUCUCAAUGCUGUUUAGGAAUUCGACUGUCCUAAAGCAGUUUCUUAGCCUUAGCUGCCUGGGAUGGGGAAUGUGUGGUCCUCCAGAAGGUGUUAUGACUACAGCUCCCAUCAUCCCUGACCAUUGUCCAUGCUCGUUGCUGGGAGUUGAAGUCCAGCAACGUCUGGAGCGUCAGAGGCUUCCUGACCCCUGAUCAGAGAGAUCCUUGGGCUCACUCACUACGACAAGGUGCCAUCUUCCUUCCUGAAAUCUUGGCUUGCAAAUUUUGAGGGGUGGGCAGCUUCCAUUUGGUGGUGGCCCCUUAACCCCUCAUCAAACAAGGUGGCAGAAAAGCUUCAGGUUACAUUCCUUUUUCUGUUUUGUUUCUUCCUUGGCUGUCGACCAGCGAGCGAUCUCCCAAUGGGUUUAGGAAGCAGUGUAGUAUCCUAUGAGUCUUUAGUGACAAGUUCCAAACUGUACACCAGGGCUGGGGAGCCUUGGGCCUUCCAGAUGUUGCUGAACUCCAACUCCCAUCAGCCCCAGCUAGCAUGGCCAGGGGUGAUGGAGUCUAGCAAUAGCUGGAGGGGCCUGUAAGCAUCGUCAGUGCAUCAGCCUGGUGGAGAGGUGGUGGUGUCUGUUGCAACCUUGUUUCCAUCUGUUUAUCCCCUUCUCCCUCUUGUCAGAUUUUCAAGGUUGCUUCAGAGGCUGUGACCUCCACUUAUUUAUUAAAGCUGAACUUGAAAGGGCUUAUUGGGCAGCUGCCAGCCACCUUCUAAAUCGACUGUCUUAAUUCCAUUUUGCUAUUAAAAGGCAACCUGUUUUCCAGCCAGGCGGUACAAUGUCAAAAACUCCUUGCGGUGGAAAUCUUUCCCCACCUCUUACGAUGGGCUUUUGCACACACUUGAGGGUUUUCUGAGUGGAUUCAGAUUUUUGUAAAGUGCACGGAAGCAGGGAUUGAGGAAAGCCAUGCUGCGUAGAUCUGUGCAUACUGCAAGGGCCUAAGCAAGUCCUUUGCCCAUGGAGAUCCACAUGCAUCUCUGUCUCUCUUCCUUUGCAUCUUAGGGAGGGAGGGGGGUCAGCCAGCCUUUAAUUCAGGGGUGGGGAACCAGUGGCCUUUCAGAGGCUGAACAAUUCCAAUUAGCCGCAGCCAGUGUGGCUGGUGCUUUGGGAUGGUAGCAGUUGCAGUCCAGCAGCAUCUGCAGGGCCACAGGUUCCCCGCCAGGCCUCCUCUCUUACCCUCUUGUGGUUUUUUUUUUGCAUUACCUCCUAGAUGAAUAUGCUGGCGGCAGCGGCAGCAGCCAAGUCCUCCUUGCAAUAUGUUUUGUGCCAAAAGUAACCUUGGGACAGUAUGACGUGGGGCCUUUGGCAUUGACAUGUUGAUGGGGCUCCGAGUUCCGGUGUCAGGCUGGGCCACUUGUCCUGUUCGUUACAGCUGUAUUCAUCUCCUUAUUUUUGUGCUCACGGCUACCAUUUUCGUGCUAAGGUAAGGUUGGGCAGGUCAUGCCGCUUUUGGGUGGUAAGGAAAGCCAGCCACUAUAUGUUCUUGGAUCUCAGAAAGGUACAGAGGCUGGCCUAGGCCUAAAACAUAGAGCAGCUUUUGCCAACCUGACGCCUUCCAGGUGUUCUGGACUACAGCCCCAGCCAGCAUAAAUGUAGUCAAGUUGCAGUCUAGAACAUCUAGAAGGCACCAGGUUGGCGAAAGCUGAUAUGAAGGAAAUUUUAAAUAGUGUGGGCAUCACCAUAGGGUGGCUGGCUGGCUCACAUGUGGGAUCAUCUGCUUGCCACUUAAUGCACAAACUUUACCUCCUGAUAAUGAUUUUACAUGACAUUCUUUCUUGGAUUUUUUUUCCUUGGUACGGUUUGAUUCUUCUCUCUUUCCCCCCCCAGGUGUGCCUGUGUGAGUGUUUGGUUUUGCACAGGUGCGGUUGAAGGAGAGUAGUUCCAUAGUUGAAAUGUGCCAUUGUGUGUCUUAAUUUUUUUUUUGGCAGACUUAAAUUGUGGAGGGGAGGGUGGGUUAGUUUCCUUGUUAGAAGGUACCCUCUGUGGGGAUUUUUGUUUUGUUCUGAUGAUGGAUUUAGCAAUGUUUAGUUAUUAAUACAGGUUUUUAAUAAUGGAAAAGAAUAAAGCAUUUAAUAGUA